CGUUGACGUUGGUCGACACGCGCGCAGGCACUCAUAGAAGAUGGCGGAUGCGGUGACUGUAGAUGACGAGAAACUCAGCAAAAAGUCUAUGUACUGACCAGCCGCCGUAACUACCCCAUAUCAUGCUGACAAUGGUCAGAGUGGCCGGGCGGCAGGUGUGUCAAGCCCUUGGGGUCAAGGCACAUUUGCCAAAGUUUGCUUCCCCCAAUCCAGCAGCCGUUCCUGCGUUAAUACAGGGGAAUCGCUGGCGAGGUGACAAGAGUGAGCUGAAAAGGCGCAUGAAAGCUGAGAAAAAGGCUGCUGAGAAAGAGGCCAAGGUCAAGGAACAGGUGGAUCAAAAGAAUACCAGUGACAAGGCUGAACACAACAACUAUGGGGCUGAUGAGGAAACUCUGGACCCUAAUCAAUAUUUCAAAAUCCGUACGCAAGCUGUCCAGGCACUAAAGGGCACAGCAAAGGACCCAUACCCCCACAAGUUUCAUGUAGACAUGUCCCUCACAGAGUUCAUUGAGAAGUACAACUACCUGCAGCCAGGGGACCAACUAAAUGAAGUCAUCAGUGUGGCAGGUCGUGUUCAUGCGAAGAGAGAGUCAGGUGCCAAGCUGCUGUUCUAUGAUCUACGAGGGGAAGGUGUGAAACUGCAGGUCAUGGCAAAUUCCAGGAACUACAAGUCAGAGGAAGAGUUUGUGCAUGUCAACAACAAAUUGAGACGAGGAGACAUUGUUGGAGUUCAAGGAAACCCUGGAAAGACAAAGAAAGGAGAGCUUAGCAUCAUUCCUGUCGAGAUGACCCUGCUGUCUCCAUGCCUACAUAUGCUGCCCCAUCUCCACUUUGGCCUCAAGGACAAGGAAACCCGUUUCCGUCAACGCUACUUGGACCUGAUUCUGAAUGACCCUGUAAGGCAAAAAUUUGUGACACGGGCAAAGAUCAUCACUUACCUGCGCAGUUUCUUGGACCAGCUUGGCUUCUUGGAGAUUGAAACUCCUAUGAUGAACCUCAUCCCCGGUGGGGCAGUUGCACGUCCUUUCAUUACCUACCACAAUGACCUGGACAUGAAUCUGUACAUGAGAAUCGCCCCUGAGUUGUACCAUAAGAUGCUGGUGGUUGGAGGUAUUGAUAGAGUGUAUGAGGUUGGCCGACAGUUUAGGAAUGAAGGCAUUGACAUGACUCACAACCCAGAGUUCACUACAUGCGAGUUCUACAUGGCCUAUGCUGACUACCAUGACCUCAUGGAGAUCACAGAGAAGCUGCUCUCAGGAAUGGUCAAGCACAUCACAGGUGGCUACAAGGUGACCUACCACCCUGAGGGACCAGAGGGGCAGGCGUAUGAGAUCGACUUCACCCCGCCCUUCAGAAGGGUCAGCAUGGUGUACGACCUGGAGAAAGAGCUGGGUGUGAAGUUCCCCCCUCCAGACACAUACGACAGCAAUGAGACUCGUAAGUUCUUUGAUGAACUGUGCGCCCAGAAAGGAGUGGAGUGCCCCCCUCCUAGAACCACGGCUCGUCUCUUAGACAAGUUGGUAGGAGACUUCUUGGAAGUAACAUGCAUCAAUCCCACUUUCAUCUGUGACCAUCCACAGAUCAUGAGUCCGCUGGCCAAGUGGCACAGAUCGCAGAAAGGACUGACUGAGCGCUUCGAGCUCUUUGUCAUGAAGAAAGAGAUCUGUAAUGCCUACACAGAGUUGAAUGACCCCAUCAGACAGAGGGAACUGUUUGAGCAACAGGCUACGGCAAAGGCAGAGGGUGACGAUGAAGCCAUGUUCAUUGACGAGACGUUCUGCACUGCUCUUGAGUAUGGCUUGCCUCCAACAGCAGGCUGGGGAAUGGGCAUCGACCGUCUCACUAUGUUCCUCACGGACUCCAACAAUAUCAAGGAGGUCCUUCUGUUCCCUGCCAUGAAGCCUGAUGACAAUAAGCCUACACCAACAGCAGAGGGCACCUCUGUAUAGUGCUGAGGUGCUGUCACCUAUGCCUGCCAAAGGAAAGGCACACUGGUUGCAGUGUCCACAUCAGACAUAGGAGAGUUUUUAUUGCUACAGCAACUGGCUUUGAUGGGCAUGUAGUGUUAUGGGAAUGUAAAGGUGUGAUGUCCAAUGGUGCAUACGUAAGGGAAUGGCACGUAUGUUGGCUUUUCUGUGUCAUGGUUGUCGGACUCCUCCGAAGGAAACCACCUGCUUUUUCAGAGUAAUGGAGGUGAUGUGGAGGUGGCUGCUGAUUUACAUGGAUGUCCCUCUGGUUUUAAAAGUCUGUCUUUUUUUUUUUUUUUAAUUAUCAAGUGGAACAAAUACAUCAAAUCCUAUACUGGUGAAAGGAAUUAAAGAAAAUCUAAAAGCAA
This is a messenger RNA of Alosa alosa (allis shad), 2335 nucleotides long. It is a transcript of the gene kars1, whose product is annotated as lysyl-tRNA synthetase 1. The record is from RefSeq and is a predicted model, not a curated record. Gene Ontology annotation, cellular component: nucleus; aminoacyl-tRNA synthetase multienzyme complex; cytoplasm. Gene Ontology annotation, biological process: lysyl-tRNA aminoacylation; diadenosine tetraphosphate biosynthetic process; basophil activation involved in immune response. Gene Ontology annotation, molecular function: lysine-tRNA ligase activity; ATP binding; tRNA binding. Bases 123 to 1949 code for a protein of 608 amino acids. The transcript is spliced from 15 exons. Lineage: Eukaryota; Metazoa; Chordata; Actinopteri; Clupeiformes; Clupeidae.